CUUUCGAUCUCGCGGUACAGCCUCCGAUCUUCCGAGCGAAACUGGAGCAUUCUGCCGCGUACCGCGCCUCGGUACGCAGCCUCCGCGCGUACACUCCGCCAGUCUUCGCACGUCCACUGUCCUGCGAGGCCGCAGGAUAACGAGGAGGACCACGUGCUUGAAUCGCCGGGUUCGUCGUCUCGUUUCACGUUCGUAUCACCACCGCGAGAGACUCCCCAUUCAUCAAUUCAAUUCUUUCAUUGAAUCAUUAAAACAGUGAUCAAACUUUAAAAUAAACACAUAAACAAAAAAAAUUAUUAACGAACUUUAUUUAAUAAUUAAUUAAUAAACCAAUUAAAAAAUAUGGAGUGAUGGGGAAUUUAUAAACUUAUUUAGUGCUUUUUUAUUUUCUUAUUAUUACAAGUGAUUUUUUUUCAUUCUUGGAUUAAGAACCAACACGAUUAUUAUAAGGAUUUUUCUUCAAUUCUAAUGAGCGUAGUCGAUUCGGGGCUUCCCUGGCUCCGCUACCUACCACCUCUGCCCUUACUACCUCUAACAAUGCGAGAAAAGGAUAGUUCUCCAAGAAAAAUGCUCGUGGGAGGAUCAAGUUCCCCAAAACAAGCCGCCGUUUACCCCUUAGUGGUUCGACCACCAAGCGAUGACCUCCCCUUCGAUUUAUCAAGAAACACCCGAUCCCCAGGACCCCACAUGUCCCCAGCCGGACGCCCACCGUGUCCUCAAGACUCAUUAGACGACCAACCUUUAGAUUUAAGGGUGGACCACAAAAAAUCAACGGCGGGGAAUUCAAAUUCGACGAGGAGGCACCACGUUGAAGAUGAAAAUAGAAAUUUGAUUUCGCCAAGUGAGAGUUUCGACGAAGGGGGAGGGAGCGAAAUGGAAAAGGAAGUCGAAAGGGAAGAAGAAAGUGCUAGUCCAAUUAACAACAAUAACAAUUCGAUCGGGGCGAAAUUUAAUCAACAGGUUAUCUCGGAUUAUCCCUCGGUGUUGUUCCCCACCCAACCGAUUCCCCAUUUCGUCUUGGAGGCAAUGUACAAAGCUCAAAAAGAUAAAAUCCCGCGAUUACCCUUCCCUUACACUUCGCCGAAUUUCCCGCAAAGAUACCCCCCGUUUUGGAGUCCUAACCCCCAAGUAACCCCGUUCGAAAUCCGCCCAAAUCCGACACAACAAACGAAAUUUCCCGAUUCGGGGGUCGCUGGGGGGAAAAUCAAGGAUCGGUACGCUUGCAAAUUUUGUGGGAAAGUUUUCCCGAGGAGUGCUAAUUUAACGCGCCACUUAAGAACGCACACCGGGGAACAACCGUAUAAAUGUAGAUAUUGCGAGAGAUCUUUUAGCAUCUCAAGUAACUUACAAAGACACGUAAGGAACAUUCAUAACAAAGAAAAACCGUUUAAGUGUCCACUUUGCGAGAGAUGUUUCGGGCAACAAACUAAUUUAGAUCGUCACCUUAAAAAGCACGAAGCGGAUGGGCCAACAAUCUUAGACGAGCGCACCCUUCAAAGAAGAAACAACAACACCAACAACAUCAACAGGAAUCUUUCGGAGGAAUCUUAUUUCGAAGAGAUUAGAUCGUUUAUGGGUAAAGUCACCGAUGGGAGGCUUUUACAACAUUUACAGCCCAACAAAAAUUUGGGAUUAAACCAAAGUUUUCAAAUCCCGCAGAAUUUCCCGCAACUCUACGAUAACAAAUUACAAAGUCCCGAAUCGUCGAAGGAACAAUCUAAUUUAAUAAUUAAAAGAGAUUCUUCGAACACUUCUUAUUAUUCGGAUAAAGAUAAUUUUUCGUCGAGCUCAUCAACAACGUCGGAAACUUCCACGCCUAAAGACGAAGAUAUCGAUAAAGAUGGGAAAGAGGAUGAUAACGAGGAUAAAGAAGAUGAUAAUCCCAAUAAUAAUAAUAACAAUAAUAAUAAUACAUGAUUUAAUAAGAUUUAUAAUGAAGGAAUGAAUUAAGAAAAGUAAGGAUACUAUACUUUUGUGAUAAAUCGAGUUGUUGGAGAAAACGUGUGGUACAAAUCGGAUGUAGGCUAAAAUUAAGUAUACGCUCAAUUUUCUUCUCUAACUUAAAAAUUACUUAAAAAAAAUUUAAAAGGGUGUUUGUUAUAAAUUAAUACGAUUUUUUUGGCAUAAUUGACCGCGUUUUGUUUAAUUUUAUUGCGUCUGCACGAGGUGGAAAGUGGAGCCGAUUAAAAACCGGUAUCAUCGUCGUCGGUGAUGUACUCAACUCGUCCUUUCAAGAGAAAAAAAAACGACCACGCCCUAGUUUCGUACGAAGGAAAGGAAAAACUUUCACUUAAUACAAAAAUUACCCCGAAAAAAUCUCCAUAAAAAAAUCUUUGUUCUAAUUCGCCUUGACUGACUCACUCAGAACUGAGAACUCGCAACAAUCAAGGUUGUAUCCUUGAGCGGAAGUUGACAAAAAGAGUUAAACUUUUAGAUCGGGAUGACAUUUAUGCGUCGCGUAAUGAUCUAGUUCACCUCAUCUAAACGAAACGAAAAGAUCUCAAAGGCUGAAGCAAACGCGAAUCAAUUGGGUCAAUAUAGUGAAAUAAAACGGUUUCUUUUGAAUUUUUAAUAAUCCUUCUCGGCCCAGCCCUAACUCCGAUACAUCUCGAGAGGACGUUAUAUCACCUCUCUUCGAUACCUGAUACCCGAUACGAUACGAUUCUCGAACCACACAAGGUUGCGGCUACACGAUAUUAUUCCAGAUGCAAAAGGUGUGGCUCUCUACGUAACAAUUUUUUUUUUAACUCGUUGAACAUCGCAGAUGCGUUCGCGAUUGUGUUAGAAAACGAACGAGAUCUCGCGGCGUCUCGGACGUUCUCAGAAUUCGACUUUCUAUAUCAAUUUUCCGUUAUUUCUUCUUCUCCCGACAUGUGGAAACGAACUUUUCUUAUUGCGGAAUGCAAAACAGAGAAAGUCGAUUAUUUAUAUGAUUCACUUAAAAAAUGAUAAUAACAACAAAGUGAUCAUACGCAAGAAGUUCUCGUAGACUACCAUUUGCGGAUUACAGUUAGGUCGUUACGUUGGCGAAGGUGUGGCCCUCGGACGGUCGAAAAACUGCAAACACCUCGGGCUCAGCGGAGAAGAACGGAAAUCUCGUGUGCCGAAGGGCACCGAGGCCUUCGGACGCCAGGAAGCUGCGCGUUCGAAAUGAACCGGUAUCACGUUAGAUAUAUCAUUUACGGUAUAUCGUUUUUGCGUUCUCUCCCAAACUACUCCCUAACCACCGAGUUAUACUUCUUCAACCGACUCACUUUUAUUUUAUUUUUCCCCCGGACGAGAUGUUCUAAUUAAUUCCGAGAGCCGGACUAGUUCUUGCGGUUACACACUAGAUCACUUCAAAGACCUGGGAACCACCGGUUGCGAACGUUCACAAUGAUAAUUGACGUCUUCGUCGUCGUCCUCAUCAUCUCCUUAAGAAGAUAUAAAACCAAUUUGAAUCGUAAUAUCUAAUUUAUUAUUUAUUUUGAAUAUAACCGUUCUACUAAUCGUAUUAACUCCUAAAAAUCAUGGUUUAACAUGUCGCUAAUCAAGCCUUAAUUAUUCAUUACGAUUUUAAUUUAAUUCAAUUCAACUCCUUAUUCUAAUUCAAUAUGUAAAUCGUUAUAAAGGAACCUAAUCAAAGCUUAAUUUCGCCUUAAUCAAGCAUUUUGAAAUAUGGCUCAUUUGAACUAAAAAAUUAACUAAGUUAAUCGAAGCUUAACAUGGCGCUAAUCAAGCACUUUCUUUAAAGCCCGGUUAAUUUAAUUGCUUGUUAAUAUCACGCAUUAUCACAUCG
Messenger RNA from Onthophagus taurus, 3778 nucleotides. Its product is annotated as MDS1 and EVI1 complex locus protein EVI1-B. Gene Ontology annotation, cellular component: nucleus. Gene Ontology annotation, molecular function: RNA polymerase II transcription regulatory region sequence-specific DNA binding; DNA-binding transcription factor activity, RNA polymerase II-specific. NCBI's taxonomy places the organism in Eukaryota, Metazoa, Arthropoda, Insecta, Coleoptera, Scarabaeidae. Gene Ontology annotation, biological process: regulation of transcription by RNA polymerase II. The record is from RefSeq and is a predicted model, not a curated record.